Suillus clintonianus is the source of this 1976-nucleotide messenger RNA. RefSeq lists its product as uncharacterized. The transcript is spliced from 5 exons. Bases 123 to 1865 code for a protein of 580 amino acids. NCBI's taxonomy places the organism in Eukaryota, Fungi, Basidiomycota, Agaricomycetes, Boletales, Suillaceae. The record is from RefSeq and is a predicted model, not a curated record.
AUUUUGCCUCUACGUUCUAAUAACUUCAAACGCGGCGUUAAGGCUCUAUCUCGCCUUGUAGUUCGGCUGCCCCGACCAGCCACGUUCCCGACGGUACUUUUCUCUUUUUCGUCAACGGUUUUAUGCAACGACGCUCACUUGGGAAGGGUCUGGCACGCAUCUCCCCUCCCAAUCAGCACCCACUGACGGGCAUGGGCUCAGAUGCACCUAAACCCACAAGGUGGACUCCAAAGGCGCUGGGCAUUACCAAUAGAAUAUGGGCCAUCAUCCUUGGAUUCAUCCUAAUCAUCGCUCUGUCACGGGUUAUAUCGUUUUCAGGCCAGACCAAUCAUAGCCUCGGGUCAUUCACGACUGAAGGCCUUGUACCAAAGAAUUACCUCCAUGAGGCCAACUAUCUUAUCGGCAAUUCAUCCGAGGCUGCGAACCCGUUUGAUUUUUGCCCUGUGUUUGGGCCUGAAGACGAUAUUGCGAAUAAAUAUGGGGUGGUGCCGUUGGCGCAGAGUCGCUUGCAUUUGGGGAGUGGGGGUAGAGUCCAUCGCGUUAUUCAUAAAGCGCUCUUGGGUCAACCUGUGACCAUCAGCGUGCUUGGUGGUUCAGUUUCUGCAUGUCAUGCAGCAGGAGACGAUCCAUUGUCUGCUAGAUGCUAUCCUUCGCGCUUUUUCCAGUGGUGGUCGAGCGUUUUCCCUCACCCAGCUUCGGAGCUGACCAACGGUGCUAUGAGGCGUACAAAUUCAGGAUACUUUGGAUUCUGUAGCUCGCAUCACAUCCCAGAGAACACCGACUUGGUGAUACUUGAAUUUGAUGUUGACGAUGAAGGCUCCCAGCGUGCGAUGGAACAUUUCGAGUUGCUAGUUCGCUCAAUAUUGGACCGUCCUGAUCAGCCUGCAGUCAUCAUUCUAGGGCAUUUCAGUGCGCAGACACACCAGGCUUAUGGUUUUGCGGGACCUGACCAUUGGCACAAUAUCGUCGCACAGUUCUAUGACGUGCCGCAUAUCAGCGUCAAGCCCAUACUAUAUCCGUCUUACAUGUCAAAUCCUGACCUCAUCAAGCCUUACUUCGCGGACCCCGUCCUUGCGACUCCGACAGGCCAUGAACUUCUCACCGACGUUCUCGUAUCGUACUUCCAAUCUCAGAUAUGCGCAGCAUGGUCAACGGCGGGUGGCCACUCGUACGAGACCAUCCCCAUCAUGAUGGCACAUGGCUACCCAGGUGCAGAUAUUCAUCUCUUUGGUGGUGUUGGCGCAAGGAAAGGUGCCGGAGUGCCGGAACCACCACGGCCGGUCGAUGACGGUGCAGAAGCCGAGAAGAAACAUGCACUAGCUCUCGCCCAAGCCGAAUCUCAGCCUACGCCGAUCUACCCCGAGCUACGAAUUCCUCCCGUGCGGAUAAAUACGCGCCCCAGAGACUCGCGACCGUUCGAAGAGGUCGCGCCAUUUUGUGCAUCUGCUAAUGACCUUGUGAACCCCGUACCUCCCUCACUUUUCUACGGUUCUGGUUGGGCAGCGGCGCAUCCUCCGACAGGCUCCUCUCCUUUACUUACGGCCGGGUAUUAUUGGUAUAGCUCGCUCCCAACGAGUAGGUUGCGCGUACCUAUCAAAGUGGGCGCUGGAGAUGUUGGGAUUUAUUUCUUGAGGGAGCCUAUGAGCCGGAUUGGGGAGGGAAGUGAGAUUGAAUGUUGGGUGGAUGAUAACAUUAGAGGUGCGGUGAUCAUUGAAAAUGCAGGAGACGUUGAUGAUGAGGUACCGACCCUUGCGGUGAUUGAUCACUAUGUCACGAGAGGAUCGCACUUUGUCGAGUGCGUGCUAAUUGGAGAGGAGGGGCAAGCUGUUCCUCCUUUCAAGAUUAUUGGCGUAUUCGCGACGUAGGAUAUGAUCAAAAAUGAAGCGUAACAACGGACACCUACAUGCGCUAAUCUAGUUGCAGAUAUAGCCAGGUGGUAGCUAUUAGCAGUUACCUAUUAUAAACCUCAGGAUGAU